Budorcas taxicolor (takin) is the source of this 2022-nucleotide messenger RNA. It is a transcript of the gene POC5, whose product is annotated as POC5 centriolar protein. The transcript has 13 exons. Gene Ontology annotation, cellular component: centrosome. The coding region runs from base 286 to 2022 and encodes 578 amino acids. The record is from RefSeq and is a predicted model, not a curated record. Lineage: Eukaryota; Metazoa; Chordata; Mammalia; Artiodactyla; Bovidae.
CUGUCAGGUUGCUGCUGGGGAAGCUGCUGGACCUGCUGUUGCAGCGGCGACGAGGGGAGAAGACGCGGAGCGUAGAGUUGGGGUUUGCAGAGAGCCUCGGCGGUGGUCCGUGGCGUGGGGAGGGGCUGGCGCACCCCCUCUCCUUGCCUGCAGUUAGGACAGGUCAAGGCCGCAGGAACGUCACUCAGCUGCCAGCUCGCACGUUAAUUCACUCUUCCAGUGCCUCUUGGGGAUUAACUUGAAUUCCUGGACCCUGCUUCCAGUAACAGCCAGUAUUUAUACAGAAUGUCAUCAGACGGAGAGAUAUGCUCACCUCCAAUUUUGCCAAAGGACUCCGACCGAGGCAGUCCUGUCUCCUCAGAUCUUCAGGAAGAGUAUGAAGAACUGCUCCGUUACGCUAUAGUGACUCCAAAUAUUGAAGCAGGUGCUUCACAACCGCCUCAUUCAAAGGGAGAAGCAGUGCCAGAUAUUAAAAUUCCUGCUAUAAUUGAUGAUAUUCUUCAAAGUCCAGGAAAUAGCCCUGCAGUGAGAGAAACAAGGAUGGAAGUUGGAAAAGGAUGUGAUGUAAAUACUUCAGGUCAUUCAAAGACAGAUGGGUCAUCACCAGCAGCAGCAUCCCCAAGGAAGCCGCCUCACCCGGUCAUGGAUUUUUUCAGCUCAAAUCUUUUAGUUGACUCUUCCUCACCAGGGUCUAAUUCCAGUCCUGUGGAUUCCCAUGAAAUAAUUGUGACUGAUUUUCUUAUUUCUGAUGAAAACCUUCAAAAGAUGGAAAAUGUGCUUGAUCUCUGGAGUUCAGGUCUUAAGACAAACAUCAUAUCUGAACUAAGUAAAUGGAGACUGAAUUUUAUUGACUGGCACCGAAUGGAAAUGAAAAAAGAGAGAGAGAAACAUGCAGCAGAUUUAAAACAACUGAGCAGCCAGAUCAACAGCUUGAAGGAGCUGCAGAAGACCUAUGAGGUCUCCAUUGGGAGAAAAGAUGAGGUGAUUUCUAGCUUGUCUCAUGCCAUAGGCAAGCAGAAGGAAAGGAUAGAGUUGAUGAGAACAUUCUUCCACUGGCGAAUCAACCACGUCAAAUCGAGGCAGGAUGUUUAUGAAAGUAAACUAGCUGACCAGUAUUUUCGGCGAACUUUACUAAAGAAAGUCUGGAGAGGCUGGCGGGCCGUAGUACAGAAGCAGUGGAAAGAGGUGGUGGAACGCGCUUGUCAAGCCAGAGCUGAAGAAGUCUGUGUCCAGAUUUCCAAUGACUAUGAAGCCAAAGUUGCUCUGUUAACUGGAGCUUUGGAAAAUGCAAAAGCUGAGACCCAAAGGAUGCAGCAUGAAAAAGAGCACUUUGAAGACUCGAUGAAGAAAGCUUUCAUGAGGGGUGUGUGUGCGUUAAAUCUUGAGGCCAUGACUAUAUUUCAGAACAGAGGUGAUACAGAUUUCACGACCAAUAAAAGGGAAGAGUAUGGGCCUGGUGUUCAAGGAAAAGAGCCUCCUUCCGCUCAUCUGGAUGCUUCAGCCACUCCGGUGCCCUCGGCAGGUGCAGUGCCCCCGUCCCCGCCAGCAGCGGCCCUCGGAGCCUCCUGCGCGGCUGCCUUCCCCUCGGCGGCUUCCGUCGCCUCUGCCAGCGCCACUUCCGCUUCCUCAGCCCACCUCCCGGUUUCUGCCCCCCAUGGCACUGGGCCGAUCGCUACAGCUUCUGCUGCGCAGGAGGUAAUGUAUGGGCCCAGGGUUGUGACAUCAGCGCAACAGAAAGCUGGGAGAACAAUCACGGCCCGGAUCACAGGGAGGUGUGAUUUUGCUUCAAAAAACAGAAUCGGUAGCAGCUUGGCUAUAAUGGGAGUUUCUCCUCCCAUGAGCUCUGUUGUUGUGGAGAAACAUCAUCCGGUCACAGUGCAAACCAUUCCUCAAGCUACUGCAGCAAAAUAUCCGCGGACCAUUCACCCUGAAGGUAGUACCUCAGCUUCCAGAUCUCUUGGAACCAGAUCAACUCACACCCAGUCUCUCGCAAGCAUUCAGUCCAUAAAAGUGGUUGACUAA